This is a messenger RNA of Glycine soja, 864 nucleotides long. Its product is annotated as 3-hexulose-6-phosphate isomerase-like. NCBI's taxonomy places the organism in Eukaryota, Viridiplantae, Streptophyta, Magnoliopsida, Fabales, Fabaceae. Gene Ontology annotation, molecular function: carbohydrate derivative binding; isomerase activity. Gene Ontology annotation, biological process: carbohydrate derivative metabolic process. The transcript has a single exon. The record is from RefSeq and is a predicted model, not a curated record. Bases 32 to 646 code for a protein of 204 amino acids.
UUAUUCAGAGUGACUAGAGAAGAAGAGUGAUAUGGCUUGUAAUUCUAUCUCCCAAGCAGCUUCAAUGGGCACACAAAUAUGCACCCAAAUAGCUUCCAUAUUCUCAAAGCCCACCCAUCCAUACCCGGCCCCACUGGACCUUUUAGUCACCGAACUCACCUCCGUUGCCUCUCAAAAAGGCAACGUUUUUCUAUACGGCGUGGGCCGCGAGGGCCUCAUGCUCAAGGCCCUCUGCAUGCGCCUCUUCCACCUGGGCCUCUCGGCCCACUUUGUCUUCGACAUGACCACACCCCCCAUAGCCGCCGGCGACCUCCUCAUCGCCUCUGCCGGCCCCGGCGGAUUCUCCACCGUCGAUGCCCUCUGCGCGGUGGCGCGCUCCAACGGCGGAAGGGUGCUGCUCCUCACUGCCCAGCCCGAGACAGGGUCUUGCGUGAAACACGCCAACGCUGUGGCUUACGUGGCAGCGCAGACCAUGGCCGAUGAUGCGGACGCAGAAAGGGACGCGAAAUCUCGACCGUUGCUUCCGAUGGGAAGUGUGUACGAAGGGGCGCUGUUUGUUCUGUUUGAGAUGGUUGUUUACAAGUUGGGUGAGGCCUUGGGUGAGAGCCCUGAAGCCGUUCGAUCGCGCCACACUAAUCUCGAAUGAAAUUAUAUCAGCCGUUCGAUCUUGCUAUGCGUUAUGUAACGAGUGAAUGUGGUCGUUAUAUCUUCUUCCAGGAAAAUUAUUCUAUUUACACAAAUUUUGUAUGAAAAAUUGUACGGGGAUUUAACUGUUUGAAUUUUUGUAAAAUUCCUUUGAAAUAUCAGCGAUCCAGUAUGUUAAAAUAUUUUUCAAGGAGAAAUUGUGAUCAUUUUAAUUAAUUA